Molecule: messenger RNA, 879 nt
Organism: Rhinocladiella mackenziei CBS 650.93
Lineage: Eukaryota; Fungi; Ascomycota; Eurotiomycetes; Chaetothyriales; Herpotrichiellaceae
Exons: 1
Coding region: 1-879 (292 amino acids)
Source: RefSeq, a predicted model, not a curated record
AUGAGAUUCGCCGUUCGACGAGUCAGCACCAGCGAUGGCUUCCCUAUCUCCCAACCGCAAAACCAGCGACAACCACGGUUUCCGCCUCCUCCGUCACAACUCCAAAAACCCGCACUCCGUCGCCUUCACAAAUUCCGCACCAUCGUCCUCCCAAUCCUCCUGGCGAUGGUGUUCACAACUCUCAUCCUGGGGGCCAUCUACGCCUACUGCGUGGCCAAACCACACACCGACAUCGCAGAUCAACUGGCCAUAGACAGCAACGCGGAAGUGGACAGUUCCCUUUUCGGCCGACGACGGUCUCUCUUAACGUCUCGAGAGACCACUUCUACCACCAACUCCUCAAGUCUCAACGGCUCCUCUUUAUCGCAAGAAGAAGAAAGAGAAGACCGCGAGUCCGAAGUCGCCCUCAUGUUCUACACGCUCACUACACCGAUCGUGAGCCUCGUGCACCUCAGCUUCGAACUGAUCAUGCACCAUCACACGCCUCAACACUUAUCGUUGCGCAGCAUCUACGCUACCUUCCUGGUUUCGUCGUCGCUCCUCGCCGCCGGCUGGCUCACGACGCUCUCGUUCUGGAUGCACUGCGAGAUCCCGCCACUCAACAAGUCGGGCCAGAGCGUUUGUCCCGUCCAAGUGCGCGGGCAUUUCAUGUACGGCAUCCACGAGGUCAGCGUGGCGAAGGCGGUCGUGGGAUGGAUUGUCUUUCUGCUUUACGCUGGCCACUUAGUGUUAUUGACCAUGGGCUUUCGAGCCCAGCGCCGUGUCUGGAAAGUUAGCGGUGCUGACGCCAGGGACGUGGAGCUUCCCCAAAAUCCAGCCAGAGAAGUCAUCCGUGUGGGAAUCGAUGGAGCAUUGAGCAAGGAACUUGCUGGGAAAUAA